This is a messenger RNA of Fibroporia radiculosa, 594 nucleotides long. RefSeq lists its product as uncharacterized. The record is from RefSeq and is a predicted model, not a curated record. Lineage: Eukaryota; Fungi; Basidiomycota; Agaricomycetes; Polyporales; Fibroporiaceae. The coding region runs from base 1 to 594 and encodes 197 amino acids. Gene Ontology annotation, biological process: mitochondrial fission. The transcript is spliced from 4 exons. Gene Ontology annotation, cellular component: mitochondrion.
AUGCCAGACUCAGUGCAGCUCAAGGCAAAGGACGAGCUCGACACUCUCGCAGAUCGAAAUGUUGACUCGACCGACUCAGACGUACGGUACAUGGCCUACGGUGCCCGUCUAAGAACUGCUCUGCGUGCCGGUCAUCGGUACAUUGCUUAUACAAGUGACGUCGGCGAAGCAUUUCGCCCCGUUGUCCCACCUGCAGUGGUUUCUGCCGCAUACGGCAUCUCCUGGCUAUACCUGGCAGGAGAUGUCGGGUAUGAGGCGUAUAAGGCGCAUCGGAGAGGACCAACUCCUUUGGAAGCUACUCAUUUUUCCGAGCCUACUCGAAUUGGGAUGAUCGCUGUCAAGCGUGCUGUAUUCCAGUCUAUAGCAUCCAUGGCUCUCCCUGCGUUUACAAUUCACACAGCUGUCAAGCAAGCGAAGAAGGCGUUCGUGAACGCUGCUAACCCACGCAUCAAGACGUGGGGCCCAACGGCCACAGGGAUUGCCAUCGUACCAAUCCUUCCAUACUUGUUUGAUAAACCCGUGGAACAUGUCACUGACGCGGCAUUUGAUUGGAUAGAAGGGCAACUUAUAGACCAGGAGGCCAACAAGUGUUAA